AGGGAGCAGCCAUCCAUAGCUCAGCAAAGGGAGCUGUCUGUGGCCAACAGGAUUGCAGAAAACAGAGCCUUUUGGCACAAGGGAUCCCAAACUGCAGCAGUGCCUUUACCAGGGUCUUCUCUUCAGCCUCUGCAGUCUGUUUUAGGUACUGAUUUUAAAGUAUUUUCCUCCGAUUUAUAUAUUACUGGACUUUGAAUUGAAGAUGGGGAUGAGAGAUUAUAAACUGAUUUAUUUUAUGACUCUUGCUUUGCUUCUGAGUGCUUGUGCUUCAGAAGCACAAAGAGAAAGUCCAGGGCAGAAAGAGCAAGACAAGACACCUGAAAAAGAGGAUACUUUUGAUCAAGAUGAUUCACAACAAAGCACACAGCAAGAAGUCCUCCCUCUGGAAGAUGAAGAAUCCAUGGACACACAAACUACAAGUCCUGUGCCCUUCACAGAUAUGCACAAUUCUUCACUGGCUGAAACUGGAAACAUCACUGACAUGACUACUGAACAGGUCACUAAUGGCAUUCCAACAAAAAGGAGCAUCACAAAAAUCCACAAUCCUUUGUUUCCCAUCACUGACAGCUCUUACAGUGCCUAUGGGAUUCUUUUUCUGGCUUUUGUGGUGUUUGCCUUCGGCAUCGUGGGUAAUCUGGCGGUAAUGUGCAUUGUUUGGCAAAAUUACUUCAUGAGGAGCGCGUGGAACUACUUUCUUGCGAGUUUGGCUUUUUGGGAUUUUCUGGUGUUAUGCUUCUGUCUGCCAGUGGUGGUCUUUAACGAACUCACCAAUAAGAGACUGCUGGGGGAUUUCUCCUGCAGAGUUGUGCCUUACAUAGAGGUAACAUCUCUUGGAGUGACAACCUUCAGUCUGUGUGCUUUGGGCAUUGACCGCUUCUACGCUGCCACAAGCUCCCUGCCAAAGGCCCGACGAGUUGAGCGCUGUCAGAAGGUCCUGGCCAAGCUGGCCGUGGUGUGGAUUGGCUCCAUGGUGCUUGCAGCUCCUGAGCUGCUCCUGUGGCAGCUGCAUCAGGUGACACCAGCUACUCUGGGUGACCAAGUGGACACCUGCAUCAUGAGUCCAUAUCCAGAUCUCCCUGAAUCCAUCUAUUCUCUCAUUAUCAACUACCACGACGCACGCAUGUGGUGGUACUUUGGCUGUUACUUCUGUCUACCUGUCGUCUUCACCCUGCUCUGUCAACUGGCCACCUGUCACGUGUCCGGCGGCAGUGGAAGUUCUCCCAAGCGGCCCGAGGAGCGAUCCCCAUCCAAAAAACAAAAGCUUCAGCACGCUCAUCAGGUCGAACGGCAGCUCAACUGUACGGUCAUGGCUCUAGCGGUGGUCUAUGGUGUCUGUACGCUGCCGGAGAACGUUUGCAAUCUGACCUUGGCGUACGCUCCCAUCCAGGUGUCCGAGGAGGUGUCUUCUCUUCUGGCCCUCAUAAACCAGUUUUUCCUAUUCUUUAAGUCAUCCGUGACGCCAGUGCUGCUGCUUUGCCUGUGUAAGUCUCUGGGACAGGCCUUCAUGGACUGUUGCUGCUGUUGCUGUGAAGAAUGUCAACCAAGCAACUCUUCAUCCACCCAAAAUGUCGCUGAAGGAAAGCUCAAGACCACCAAUGAUGUGUCCUCCAUUUUUUUUGACAAAGCCAAGGACAGUUCAACCAUCUUGUCUAUUGGAAGCUGAGUAAGUGGAUUCUGUGCCUAAGUGAUGACAUCAUGAGAUGACAUGGAACCACACUUACAACCUACGUUCUUCCCAUCAUCCACAAGUGGCCAUCUUUACGUUAUUGUUAUGUUGGAGCAAGUUAGCAUUGUUCAACACAUCCAGUUUGCAAUUCUGCAUGGUUUAGGUACAAACUUAGUGGGUACAACAACAUUUUCAGUUCUAAGUUUGGCAUCUGAAGGCUAAUUCACUCUUAAUUAUGUUGAUAAAUCCGAUUUUUCCCUCUAUAAUAUCUCAGGAUGGCUCAAUGUACCUAUACAUUCUUAAAGGGAUAAUUCACCCAAUCAUUUACUCACCUUCAAGUCAUUCCAAACCUGUAUGACUUUUCUAUCUUCUGUAGAACACAAAAGAAGAUAUUUUGUAAAUGUCUCAAAGUUUUUUUGUCCAUACAAAAUGAUAGUCAUUGGGGUCCAGUGAUGUUUUGGACCCAACUGACUUUCAUUGUAUGGAAAAACAGUGGAAAAAGUCAUACAGGUUUGAAACAACACGAGGGUAAGAAAAUUAUGUCAGAAUGAACUAUCCCUUUAAUAUAUCACCAGGGUCUCCACUUAAGUCGUUGUACUUUUGACUUCAAAUGCCCCACAAUCAUAGUCCUACUUUUAUGUACAGACAAAUAUGAAUAUUUACACAUAGCUCCAUGUGUAUAAAUAUUUAGCUAAACACUCUGAGAUCAUAAAUGCAGUGAUUACUACCAUAUCACAAAUAACACUUCAUCUUCUUCAUAUAAUAGGAAAACUUGCAAAACAGAAAUGUAUGGUAUUUGUCUGUUACUCAGGCAAACAUUAUUUAUCACUAAUUUUAAUUAAUGCCACUUUUUCAUAACCACUGAACCAUUCAUCUACACUGUUGAUUGUCAACUUCUGUACUGUAUAUAUGCACUCAGCUGUAUUAGAAUGUAAAUAGAUCAUUUUUGAAAGCAAAUACCCUGCAAACUAGCUUUCCAACCCCCAUUAUGUAGUAUGGUAGUACAAAAAGACGGAAAUUGAAUGGCAUAUCUCCUCAAGGGACUAUUGUAACUUUUGCACAUAGCUGCUUUUAUAAGCAAAUUCUUUUAAAAGUCCAUAAACAGUUUAUAAAACUCUAUUAAAUAAAUGUCUUUAAAGAA
This is a messenger RNA of Megalobrama amblycephala (Wuchang bream), 2807 nucleotides long. RefSeq names its product G protein-coupled receptor 37 like 1b (gene gpr37l1b). Lineage: Eukaryota; Metazoa; Chordata; Actinopteri; Cypriniformes; Xenocyprididae. The transcript is spliced from 2 exons. Gene Ontology annotation, biological process: positive regulation of MAPK cascade; adenylate cyclase-inhibiting G protein-coupled receptor signaling pathway. The record is from RefSeq and is a predicted model, not a curated record. Gene Ontology annotation, cellular component: plasma membrane; signaling receptor complex. Gene Ontology annotation, molecular function: G protein-coupled peptide receptor activity. Bases 203 to 1663 code for a protein of 486 amino acids.